Parascedosporium putredinis is the source of this 1089-nucleotide messenger RNA. NCBI's taxonomy places the organism in Eukaryota, Fungi, Ascomycota, Sordariomycetes, Microascales, Microascaceae. The record is from the annotation of a GenBank genome assembly.
AUGAAGGUCACCUUCAAGGACCUGAAGCAAAAUAAAUUUACGCUCGACAUCGAGCCAACGGACCUGAUCUCCGCCGUCAAGCAAAAGAUUAGCGAAGAGAAGGGCUGGGAUGCCAAGCAGCAGAAACUCAUCUACUCUGGCAAAAUUCUCAAAGAUGACGAGACCGUUGAGUCGUACAAGAUUGAGGAGAAGGGCUUCGUUGUCUGUAUGGUGAACAAGCCCAAGGAACCCAAGCCCGCUGCUUCUGCUGCAUCUUCCUCCACCGCCAAUGUUCCUUCUACCCCCGCUCAGCCCGUGGCCUCGACACCCGCCGCCCCUCCUGCGCCCGCUGCACAACCCUCCACUCAGGCUGCCGUUCCAUCGACCCCGACACCCGCCCGGUCCGCCGCACCUCCAGCUGAUACCCCUGCCUCCUUCAACGACCCUUCCGCCCUGACUCUUGGCGUCGACAGAGAGGCUGCCAUAGCCAACCUGGAAGCCAUGGGUUUCGAGCGGUCGCAGGUCGAGGCUGCCAUGCGUGCAGCUUAUUUCAACCCCGACCGUGCCGUGGAAUAUCUCCUCAACGGUAUCCCCGAAGGCCUCGCACAGGAAAGACGCGCUCCGGCUGCCCCGGCAGCUUCUGCCCCUGCGGCCGAACCCGCUGCCGCCCCUCAAGCAGGUGGCGGUGACGAAGGCAGUGUGAACCUCUUUGAUCUUGCUGCCGCUCAACAGGGCGGCGGUGGGUCUACCGCGCGCAGUGGAGGUGAGGCUGCCCCGGCAGCUGGCGCGCAACAAGGUUUCGGGAACCUCGACUUCCUCCGAAACAACCCACAGUUCCAGCAGCUUCGCCAAGUCGUCCAGCAACAGCCCCAGAUGCUCGAGCCCAUCCUCGAACAGCUCGGAGAAGACGCCGAUGACGAUGCCCCGCUCCCACCCGGCGCCCAAGCCAUCUCCGUAACGGAGGAAGAGCGGGACGCCAUUGAAAGGCUAUGCCGCCUCGGUUUCAGCCGUGAGGAGGCUGCCCAGGCUUACUUUGCUUGCGACAAGAACGAGGAGCUCGCCGCAAACUUCCUCUUCGACCAGCCCGACAAUGAUGAUGGUGCCCAGUAA